Amphibalanus amphitrite is the source of this 1203-nucleotide messenger RNA. RefSeq names its product 28S ribosomal protein S15, mitochondrial-like. NCBI's taxonomy places the organism in Eukaryota, Metazoa, Arthropoda, Thecostraca, Balanomorpha, Balanidae. Gene Ontology annotation, cellular component: ribosome. Gene Ontology annotation, biological process: translation. The record is from RefSeq and is a predicted model, not a curated record. The transcript has 5 exons. Gene Ontology annotation, molecular function: structural constituent of ribosome. The coding region runs from base 214 to 1068 and encodes 284 amino acids.
GGAUGCUUCAAUACUCACCCCUCUGAAACGGCUCUCCUCCAAGCUCAUCCAACCUCAUCCGAGAUUUUUUGGGAGGAGCGACGGGAACAGACCCUUUGACAGUAGCAGCAGAUACAGUAGCGAGGGUAGCGAGGGUUUAUAUAGCCUUGGUAGCGAGGGAUCUGGGUUUUAUUUUUUAAAGGUUGCAUUUUUUGGAAGUCUUCACCGAUUGAAAUGAGUGUAUUUAAAAGUUUAAGGGUCUUAAGAACAGCACUGCCAGUCAUCAACACGACUCAGCCGGUGCGGUGGCGCGUGCGGGACGUCAAGGACGUGGUCAAGUGGCGGCCGAUCACGCGUCCGUCCAAGCUGUCACCGGCCUACACCGGAGACCUGGGCGUGACCGAGCCGGUGGACGAGAGCCAGCCACAGUCGGCCGUCAGCGCCGCGCGUGAAGAGUUCGACAGAUCUGAUGAUGUCACGAAGCGAGUGUUGUCGCUCGAGUUCGCCCGCGGGGUAGAGAAGACCAAACAGCUGGAGGAUAAGGCGAUGGCGUUCGUUCAGCGGCACCGAUUCGAUACGGAAUCACCCGAGGCACAAAUCGGUCGGAUGACGGCCAAGAUCCGUCGCUACCAGCUGCUGCUCCAGGACCCGGCCAUAUUCAAGAGCAGCUCUCUGAUGCGUGCGCGGGUUCACGACCUGGCGCACAAGCGCAGCGGUCUGCUGCGCAAACUGCGCGCCACAGACUACCGGCGCUUCGAGUGGCUACUGGAGCAGCUGGAGAUUGUCUACCGGCCGCCGCUGCCCUACAAGACGGACGUCACUCUCUGUCGCAAGACCAGCAUCCGUCGCAUGGUGCAGAUCUUCUGCGACAACAUCCGCCAGGAGAAGUUGGACGCGCUGCGCCGUCAGCUCGACUCGGAGAAGCCGGCGUUCGAGGAGGAGCGCCGGCGCGCCUGUGAGUGGAUCGCAGAGGAGGAGCGCGCCCUGGGACUGUCUCUGAGCGUGGACACGGAGCGGGGCUGUCUGCUCGAGCCGCGCCUGCCCAAACGGGUGGUGAUCCCACCCCGGCGCGAGCAGGCGCAGGCGUGAGCCGCCGCGCGGUGGAACUGAGUGUGUGAGAGAGGUGGGGGGCACAGUCAGAAUGGGUGGGGAUGAUGGAGAUAUGUGUGCUGGUGUCAUUGGAAAGAGGAGAAAGUGUCGAAUAGAAGGGUUUGUGUGUCCGUG